Molecule: messenger RNA, 1862 nt
Organism: Anoplopoma fimbria (sablefish)
Lineage: Eukaryota; Metazoa; Chordata; Actinopteri; Perciformes; Anoplopomatidae
Exons: 8
Coding region: 164-1327 (387 amino acids)
Source: RefSeq, a predicted model, not a curated record
UCACCAUCAGCUGAGUGACUCCACAGGUGCGCUCGGUUACUAAGCACCGCACAGAGAACAGAUUUCUCUCUUUGUCUUAAACAUUUCAGUAAUUUGAGCAGCUUCUUGUUUUCUGCAAAAAAAACAUCUAAAGUUUAUGCAUUGAGCUAAAUUUAAACCUGAAAUGGGUAGACACAGGUACAGAGUAAACCGUGCAGGUGUAUUAACACACCUGAGAGAUACUCCCAUGAAAGCAGCUCUGAGCAGAAGAGACAACUGCAGGAGAUUUCUGAACAAACAGCGUUAUCAAACACUUCCAGAGGAGCCCGAGGUGGAGGAGACGAAUGUCACCGCUGUCCUCCCAGUGUUUACAAGCAUCAAGCCUGUCCACUGCAAAUCUGUGUUACGCUGGAGCAACCCGGCUUUUACAGAAAACCCCAGAGAGAAACUCUUCACAUCUGCAACGACAGCUACUGAAACAUCUGUCCACCCAGAGUCACCUGCAGGUCACCUGACCUUUAAUUUGACUCCCGAGCCCGAGGCCUUCAAAGGCUGUGAAAUGCCAGUAAUGGCGGCAAACUUGACGGUGACUCUGGGGAGCAUCACAUCUUCUUCCUCGGUGUCAGACACAACUUUCACCUCUGAUGAUGAUGAUGAUGAUGAUGAUGAUGAUGAGGAGGACUGUUACUCCUCUGCAUCCUCCAGCAGCAGUCUUCCCUCCCCAGAGAUCUCCAGAAGAGACAGCUAUGUGGAAACAUUGACUCCCUUUAAGGAGGAGCUGCUGGGGCUCCAUCUUCACGUGAAAAACUCCACCUUGCUUGAAGCGAGCCACGCUGAGAGCAUCAACAUGCAUCAUUCACCAAACCUUUCUAACAUCCUCGAUGCCUCUACGAUUUUUGCUGAAAAGACGUUUGAGAUCGAAGGACCUGAAACUGAGACCAAAAUACAUACAGACUCAUUGAAAUCAGAAAAGGCCUUCAAGUGGAAAACCCCACCAAAACUCCACAACAGAAAGCCCAUUUCGUACAGGAAGAAGGUUUGGUUCAAAAGCCCCAUCAUCGCUCAGACCUUUGAUACCAAACUCACCCCAUCUACCAGAUCAACGCCCGGCCCGGCUGAGGCCUCCAGACCGGGCGAGACCAGCUCUAAAGAAGACGCACUACGGCUGACGGUGACGUUAAAACGUUCCGUUAAAAGCAGCCCAGAAGAAGCAAAGUUCUUUGACUUUAUGGACGAUUCUGACAGGGACGCGUUCUUUAAGACGAUGAGAACGAGGUGCCUGAAACUCAGAAGUGCUCCUUUGUUUCCUCUCACAGCUCUCGAGGACAUAGAACCUGUUAUAAUGUGACACCUGAGGCCAAAAUAUGUAAAGAUUUUGGGGUUUUUUUCUCCCUUAAUGUAGAUGAGAACAUUUUAAAUAUCCUGUAAAAAAGUAGUCUGUGUGCACCUCAGGAUGUCUGAAAAUGGAAAAUGAAAUGUGAUGCAUAGGUAUAUGAGUACUUGUAUAUAUUAUUUAAAGAGGAUAAUUCAAAAUGAUGCCACACACUGCCAUGUACUGUAUCGCUUCUAAACUCUGCCCUUAUUUUUGAUUACAUAAGCUGUUUUCAAACUGUGCCGCAUGCACAUCUGGAUAUGAAAAUGCACUAAAACAAGCCCCGGAUUUCCUUUCCUUUAUUUAUUUAUUUUGCAGAGAUAAUAUAUAAUAUAGUGUCUGCUGCAAAACGACCACUAGAUGUCAGACAUGUAUUUCCUUAAGCAGCCAUCUUUUUCUCUUCUCCUGACAAUGAUUGUUUCUUCAAUUUUUCAUGUGAAAUAUAUGUUGUUUGUGUUUUAUCUGUAUUUUUUAUAUACUCUAUUGACACAAACCCACCUGUCAAUGCAGU